AUGGUUUGUUUGUUUGUUUUUUUUGUUUUCGUUUUGAUAUUUUAAUAAUACUAAAGACUAUUUUAUUUUUAGGCAGAUCAAGAAAUUUCAGCGUAUGCUUAUGAAAAAUCACUUAGAUUAGCUGAACGUAUUAAAUUACUUAAAGAUUUGAAAUUAGGUGAUAAAGAUCUCCAACUUCAAGUAGGUCAUUAA
This is a messenger RNA of Rotaria sp. Silwood2, 192 nucleotides long. The record is from the annotation of a GenBank genome assembly. Lineage: Eukaryota; Metazoa; Rotifera; Eurotatoria; Philodinida; Philodinidae.